AAGAAUCCGUCGAGGUUCAGUCCGACACGUCUGGCGUGUAAUACUUAUCCAAAAUUUAUUUUCCCUUCUGGAAUAAAAUUAGUAGUAUCAAUUUCCCCAAAUUAACCCCUUUAAACUCUGCUACAUAUACAUGUAUUUAUAAGAGUUUGGUAGUGCCUGAUUUUGUUCUGAAUGCCAUAGCCCAUCACAGCGAUCAAUUCUAUUCAAUCUGUUUGUUGAGGUAUUUUGCAUGUGAUGGAAAAAAUGAAGGCGGGGAAUUACUUUCUAUAUCUUUUUUGUUUAAUCGUGGUCUCCUUUCCAGUGAUUGCUGUGGCUCCACCGACCUGUCCUGCUAACGAGGGUAGUAAAUGCAAGGAUAGUGACUCUGAUGAAUGGAAAGGCGAAUUUUUUCCUGGUAUCCCCAAAAUUAAGUAUGAGGGUCCUAAAACCAAGAACCCGCUUGCAUUUAAAUGGUAUAAUGCUGAAGAAGAAAUUCUUGGGAAAAAAAUGAAGGAUUGGAUGAGAUUCAGUGUUGCGUUUUGGCACACAUUUCGUGGGAUGGGAGGUGACCCAUUUGGUGCACCUACAAAGAACUGGCCAUGGGAAGAUGGCACCAAUUCGUUGGCUAUGGCCAAGAGGAGGAUGAGAGCUAACUUUGAGUUCUUAGACAAGCUUGGAGUUGACCUGUGGUGCUUCCAUGAUAGGGAUAUUGCUCCAGAUGGUGAAACCCUAAAGGAAACUAAUGCAAAUUUGGAUGAGGUGGUAGCGCUUGCCAAAGAGCUUCAGGGGACCAAAAUUCAUCCCUUGUGGGGCACAGCUCAGUUGUUUUUGCAUCCUCGUUACAUGCAUGGUGGUGCUACUAGCUCUGAAUUAGGAGUAUAUGCGUUUGCCGCAGCGCAGGUCAAGAAAGCCAUGGAGGUUACGCAUUAUCUAGGGGGCGAAAAUUAUGUUUUCUGGGGUGGUCGGGAGGGUUAUCAGACCCUUUUAAACACAGAUAUGGAAAGAGAGCUUGAUCAUAUGGCAAGGUUUAUGGAAGCUGCUGUUGCCUACAAGAAGAAAAUUGGAUUCAACGGGACACUACUUAUUGAACCCAAACCUCAAGAACCCACCAAACACCAGUAUGACUGGGAUGCUGCCACAACAGCUAAUUUCUUGCGAAAAUAUGGCCUCAUAGGACAAUUUAAACUUAACAUUGAAUGCAACCAUGCCACCUUAUCCGGUCACAGCUGUCAUCAUGAUCUUGAAACUGCAAGAAUCAAUGGUUUGCUGGGAAAUAUUGAUGCGAACACUGGCGAUCCUCAAAUAGGCUGGGAUACAGAUCAGUUCCUAAUGGAUAUAGGGGAAGCAACCUUGGUUAUGCUCAGCGUUGUCAGAAAUGGAGGAUUAGCACCAGGAGGCUUCAACUUUGAUGCCAAAUUGCGAAGGGAAAGCACAGAUGUUGAGGACAUAUUUAUUGCUCACAUUGCCGGAAUGGAUACCCUAGCCCGUGGACUAAGAAAUGUUGACAAACUGAUUUCGGAUGGUUCUUUGGCUGAACUUGUUCGCAAGCGAUAUCAAAGUUUUGACUCUGAAAUUGGGGCUCAAAUAAAGGCUGGCAAGGCUGAUUUUGAAAUGCUUGAGAAGGCGGCCAUGGAAUGGGGAGAACCCAAAGUUCCUUCUGCUAAACAGGAACUGGCGGAGAUGAUUUUCCAGUCUGUGCUGUAGAUCAGCACUUUGCACAUGAGUACAAGUUUUAGUUCUUUCAUAGUAGCGCCUUGUAGUUUACCAAUAAUAGAAGCAGCAGUUGCACCCAAGUUGGCUUCAUAUCUUUCUGAAAAAUAUAUUGCAAGUUGUAACCAACCAAUGCAAUUAACCAGUUAUUAGAAAGAGCCGUUUAUCA
Molecule: messenger RNA, 1858 nt
Organism: Cornus florida
Lineage: Eukaryota; Viridiplantae; Streptophyta; Magnoliopsida; Cornales; Cornaceae
Product: xylose isomerase-like
Exons: 21
Coding region: 235-1683 (482 amino acids)
Biological process (GO): carbohydrate metabolic process
Molecular function (GO): xylose isomerase activity
Source: RefSeq, a predicted model, not a curated record